This is a messenger RNA of Stylonychia lemnae, 1167 nucleotides long. The record is from the annotation of a GenBank genome assembly. Lineage: Eukaryota; Ciliophora; Spirotrichea; Sporadotrichida; Oxytrichidae.
AUGUAAUAAACAGAAAUUUUAAUUCCUUAGGGUAAUGGCUCAGAGGACAACGGAUUCGAUAACCCUGACCAGAUCGCUUAGAGAAAGAUCGUAAAAGUUAAGAGAUCAAUCCAGUCUAAUUAGGAUGUUGGAUCAAACCACGGAAAGCUUCAAUUAAGUGGCUAGAUCAAUCCAUCUGAUACUAAGACAGAGUAUUAAGAUGAUAAAUCUGAAGACAAGAAGACUGAAUAGAAAGAAAAACCAGCAAGUAUGUUUGGAAAUUUAGGAUCAAUAAAUGCAACAGGUGGCGCACAAACAUCAAUGUUUGGAGGCUAAGCCUCAAAUUCAGGCCAAAGCUUGUUCGGCUCAGGAUUUAAGUUCACUACUACUACUAGCACCACUGGAGGCGCUAGUAUUUUUAAUGGAGGAAGUUUGUUCGGGUCAAGCUCAACUGGAGGCUCACUUUUUGGAUCAGGAGCACCAAGUGGCUCAUUAUUUGGUAGUUCAUCAACUACUGGAGGAUCACUAUUUAGCUCAACCACACCUCUCUUUGCCGGAAAUAAUGCUCUUUUUAAGGCUCCAGAGUCAAAUAAGAAUGGAGAUGGAGAAGGAGAUGAAGAAGAUGACGAUGAUAACUUCGGUAAAGGUGAUGGAAGUCCCCCAGCUUUUGGUGGAGAUUAAUCUGGAGGAUUCGGCGAAUUAUCAAGACCAAUGAAGCUCAAUAUUGAAUCAAGACCACCAGAGAAGAGUCCAUAUGUGAAAAAAUUCAGUAACUAAGUUGAGAAAUUCAAGCUAGUUACCCCAGUUGUAGUAGGUGGCUAAAAGAAAGAGGAGAAAAAGUCUAUGGGCAGAGGCAAUAUCUCAAUUGAAGUAGCAGAGAUAAACAAUAAGUAGGUGUACAUUUGUGUAUUCAGAAACCUAAUCGGCAAAAAUCUCUACCAAGGAACUAUUAGUUCAAAAUUCUCAAAGAAGAGAAGAAUUGAAGAAAAAGCUAUGAAACUACAGCUUAAAUUAGCUUUGGUUACCCUUGAUCCAGCCACAAAGAAAUCAAAAGUAGAUUAUUCAGUCAUCUCAUUCACGAGAAGUGAUGACCUAAAGUAGUUUGAAAAAGAAUUCGAGGAUGCAAUAAACACUAUAAAAUCCUAGGAGACUGAUUCUGCUAAGAGUGAAGAAUCUAAAAAGGAAUGA